Physcomitrium patens is the source of this 1506-nucleotide messenger RNA. Lineage: Eukaryota; Viridiplantae; Streptophyta; Bryopsida; Funariales; Funariaceae. The record is from RefSeq and is a predicted model, not a curated record.
AUUAUGAAAAAUACACAAAAUGCUUUAGUAUUUUAGUACUUUUUAUCAACUUUAAAAGAGUCCAUAAACGACAUAUACAUUCAAGUUCAGCUUGAAAUACAAUUAUUCAAACUUAACACUGUGGUUUGCUUGGACCCAUUGUUUUAUAAACUAUAUAUACAUUUAUAAAAAUAAAAAUAAAAAUAAAUAUUUAUUAAAAUAUUUGAUUCUCAAUAUGAUAAACCAAAUUUUGGCAUACUUGAUUUCAUAAUUGUAUUUUUGGAAAAAUAAUGUGAUAUCAAUUCCACUUUUUUAAAUCAGAUUUUAAUGUUACAUAUAUAUUAAGAUAUUGCUUUACAUGUAAUAACCCCACAAUUUAUUGAAGUAUUUGUUUCACUUUCAAAUCUAUAAUUAAAUUGUAAUUAAGAAAAUUAAAAAGCACAAGUACAACAUACAAACAUGCACCAAAAGAUGAAUAGAUUGUAAUUUAUACAUCCCCUGUGUGUAAAUUGCUUUUUGAGAUCUUAUGAUACAAUCUUGAAAGUGGGUAGUGAUGGUUAAGAUAUGAAAAGUAAAAAAAUGAUUUGAAGCUCCUUCAUUAUAUUACAAAUGUAUUCUGUAAAUCAAAUAAUUUUCUUCUGUUCGUAUGAUAAUAUUUUAAGACACAUAUUUCUUUAAAAUGCAUUGUCUAAGAGACUGAUUUGUAUUUUUAUUUUUGUAUGAUACAUAUUUUAAGGGGGAAAGUGGAUUGAUUUAGGGUUCAAAUUUUUGUAUAAUUCAAUUACCAUCAUGUCAGAUUUGCAAACAAGUGAACCUUGGCCAACACUAUUAAAAUAUGCAGCACCUUCUAUUAUACCUGAUGUAAAGGAAACUCAAGAAUCUAAGAAUAGAAAGAAGAAGCCGCACCCACCAAGUGAUCAAAAGCCAUCUAUAACACAAGUUGAAGAAAUUCUUGAUUCCAUUUUACCACCUCGACAAUGGAAAGUUGGAGAUCAAAGUUGGAUUCAAAGGGUUUCAAGUGCACCAGCAACACGCUUGGAUGUCAUUCAACUUCAAGAAAAAUUGGAUCAACAAUUAGAACAUCGUCAAGCACGUGAAGUAGGAAUAUGUCCUAUUCGUGAAGAGCUCUAUGGCCAAUGUUUUGAUGAGUUGAUAAGACAAGUUUGCAUCAAUUGUGCCGAACGUGGACUUCUCCUCCUACGAGUCCGAGAUGAAUUGCGCAUGACGAUUGCGGCAUAUCAAACACUUUAUGAGAGCAGCAUUGGAUUUGGGCUAAGAAAAGCUCUGCAAACAGAAUAUGGAAAGACGCAGACGCAAGCCCGUGCCUCUCAGUUAGAGGCAGAGAUGCGGGAGUUGGAUAGGCAAGUUGCAGAAUGGAAGAACAAGUGCGAGACAAACGAGAAGAAGAUGAUGGAAACGAAGAUGUACGAAGAUAAGAAGCAUGCCGAAGAAGUAGCAUACUUCAGUCGUUCCAACAAGCAGUUAAAAGCUCAGCUUGAGGCGUUCUUGGCUCCAGCUAAGAAAUAA